This is a messenger RNA of Gracilinanus agilis (Agile Gracile Mouse Opossum), 2309 nucleotides long. RefSeq names its product amine oxidase copper containing 1 (gene AOC1). NCBI's taxonomy places the organism in Eukaryota, Metazoa, Chordata, Mammalia, Didelphimorphia, Didelphidae. Gene Ontology annotation, molecular function: primary methylamine oxidase activity; copper ion binding; quinone binding. The transcript is spliced from 4 exons. Gene Ontology annotation, cellular component: plasma membrane. The record is from RefSeq and is a predicted model, not a curated record. The coding region runs from base 1 to 2274 and encodes 757 amino acids. Gene Ontology annotation, biological process: response to antibiotic; amine metabolic process.
AUGGCCCAAAGGACCCUGGGCUUUGCCUGGUUGCUUGGAGGGCUGCUGCUAUUGCUGACAGUGGCAACAGCAGAGCACUCCCCCUGGAACCUGAGGAGGAAGGCCACUAUAUUUGCUGACCUGAGCCAGGAGGAGCUGCGGGUUGUUCAGAGUUUCCUGUUGGCCAAAAAAGAUCUGAAGCUAGCACCCUCCAAAGAUGACACUAUGGCCAAGAAUUCCAUAUUCCUCAUCGAGAUGCUGCUGCCCAAGAAGCACCAGGUGCUGAAAUUUUUGGACGAAGGGGGAAUUCGUCCAGUGCGAGAGGCUCGAGUUGUCAUCUUCUUUGGGGCCCAGAAACAUCCCAACAUCACUGAGUUUGCGGUAGGACCCCUUCCUUGGCCCAGUUACAUGCGGGUGCUGCCCCCCAAGCCUGGGCACAGUCCUUCCUGGGGCUCAAGACCCAUCUCAUCUACUGAAUAUUAUCUCCUAUACCACUUCUUGCAAGAUGCCACUGAACCCCUAUACCGAUUCUUUCGAGAUACCACAGGCUUCUGGCUCCACAACUGCACUGACCGCUGUCUGACGUUUACCGAUGUGUCCCCCAGAGGUUUGGCCUCUGGCCAGAGAAGCUCUUGGUUUAUUAUGCAGCGCUUUGUAGAAGGCUACUUCUUACAUCCCACAGGCAUGGAGAUCCUCGUGGACCAUAAGAGUUCAGAUCCCCAAGAAUGGAGGGUUGAACGAGUCUGGUACAAUGGCAAAUUCUACGAGAGCCCAGAGGACUUGGCAGAGAAGUAUGAGCAAGGAAAGGUCGACGUGGUGAUCCUGGAAGACCUCCCUCCUAAGGGAAAGAUGGGAGCGGGCACAGAGGAACAACCCCUCUUUUCCUCCUACCAGCCCCGAGGUGACUUCCCCACACCCACCGCUAAGCCGGGUCCUCGCCUGGUUGAGCCCCAGGGGCCCCGCUACCAGUUGGAGGGCAAUGCUGUCCUCUAUGGGGGCUGGAGCUUUGCCUUCCGCCUGCGCAGCUCCACGGGGCUACAGAUCCUGAACCUGCGUUUUGGCGGGGAGCGCAUUGCCUAUGAGGUGAGUGUGCAGGAGGCGGUGGCCCUGUACGGGGGCCACACGCCUGCAGGCAUGCAGACUAAAUACAUAGAUGUGGGCUGGGGCCUGGGCAGCGUCACCCACGAGCUGGCCCCCGGCAUAGACUGCCCCAAGACAGCCAGCUUCCUGGAUGCCCACCACUUCUAUGACGCUGACGCUCCCACCCACUAUCCCAACGCCCUCUGCUUAUUUGAGAUGCCCACAGGGGUGCCCCUCCGGCGCCAUUUCGACUCCAACUUCAGCGGUGGUUUCAACUUCUACGCCGGGCUCGAGGGCCAAGUGCUGGUUCUUCGCACCACCUCGACCGUCUACAACUAUGACUACCUGUGGGACUUCGUCUUCCACCACAAUGGGGUGAUGGAGGUCAAGAUGCACGCCACAGGCUACGUUCAUGCCACCUUCUUCACACCCGAAGGCCUGCGCCACGGAACCCGCCUCCACACUCACCUGCUGGGCAACAUACACACUCACUUGAUACACUACCGUGUGGACCUGGAUGUAGCAGGAACCAACAAUGGCUUUGAGACGAUGGGGACAAAGCUGGAGAACAUCACCAAUCCCUGGAACCCCGCAUACCAUGUGGUUCAACCUGUUCUGGAAAGGAUUCCACGGCACCGGGAGCGCCACGCAGCCUUCCGCUUUGGCCGGAAACUACCCAAGUUCCUGUUGUUCACCAGCCCCAAAAAGAACCUCUGGGGUCAUAGCCGUAGCUACAGGAUACAGCUCCAUUCCAUGGCUGACCAAGUGCUGCCUCCAGGCUGGCAAGAAGAACAAACAGUCACUUGGGCCAGGUACCCUUUGGCAGUGACCAAAUACCGGGAGUCUGAGCUGGUCAGCAGCAGCAUCUAUAACCAGAAUGAUCCCUGGGACCCACCUGUGGUCUUUGAAGAAUUUCUGCGCAAUAAUGAGAACAUUGAGAAUGAGGAUCUGGUAGCCUGGGUGACAGUGGGCUUCCUCCACAUCCCACACUCUGAGGACAUUCCUAACACAGCCACACCUGGCAACUCUGUGGGUUUUCUGCUCCGCCCUUUCAACUUCUUCUCUGAGGAUCCAUCUAUGGCUUCCAAAGGAACUGUCAUUGUUCGGUCCCAAGUCAAAGGUCCCAACCACAUUGAGCGUUGGACCUCAGACAACAUAGAAGGCUGUUGGAAAGCCUCCCCAUUCAACUAUAAUGGCACCUACAGGCCUGUGUAGUGAAGUGUCUCAACUCCCACAUAGAAUCCUGAGCC